GUUUUCGUGCUGAGAAUUCGGCCUUCUCACACACACGGGCUGGCUUGAUAUUUUUGGCCCAUCAAUACCCCAUCCUCGAACAACAGCAUUGUCUUCAAGAUGUUGGACAUAAGCUGGAAAGCUAGCAAGCAAUUUCUCUUCAUCUUCCUGGCAUCUUCUUGAGACUUUAUUUUCCUUCAUUUGUUUUGGCAAUUAUGGCUGAAACUUCAUGGACGAGAGAGGAGAACGAGAAGUUCAAGAAUGCACUGGUGUUGUUCUCUGCCUUUUUGCCUACUCGGUUCAAGAGUAUCGCGGAGUAUGUGCAGAAAUCGGUAGCUGAUGUUAAGGAGCAUUACAAGGAAAUGGUCAAUGAUCUUUUAGAGAUGGGAUCCAGUCGAGUUGCUUUUCCUAAUAAAUUGACUGAGGCUAUGGCUCAAAGUUCGCACCAGGCCGAGAGAACUAAAUGGAACAAAGAAACACAUGAAUGGUUUCUGAUCGGGUUAAAGCGGUUUGGGAAAGAUUGGCGUCAAAUAGUCGUCUUAUUGAAUUCCAAGAACCCGAAGCAAGUGGAAAUAUAUGCACAUAACUAUUUCAACUGGCAAAGCUCAGAGAAAAAUGUGAUGAAACGCCCUAGAGCCAACGACAUAACUGUGGCGAAUACGGAUGUAAAUGUGAUGAAACGACAGAGAGCAAAUGACAUGGUGGACACCAAUGUGGGCUCAACAGGCCAACAAGAGAGUCUCGUCGUUCAUCCGCAGCCACAAUAUGAGCCGAUUGUUAUGCAAAUCGGUCACCAUGCUAAGGCCUCCAACUCAAAGUGAUAUAAAUCUUUAUGACCGUA
Messenger RNA from Arabidopsis arenosa, 820 nucleotides. NCBI's taxonomy places the organism in Eukaryota, Viridiplantae, Streptophyta, Magnoliopsida, Brassicales, Brassicaceae. The record is from the annotation of a GenBank genome assembly.